CCAUUGCGUCACCGCUGAGGUCCCCCUUCCCUUCCCUUAUUACCGAUUUCACUACUCUCUCAAUCUAUAAAUCCCUCACUUAUCUCACUGCUCCCCUCCCCCCACUCACAAACCCUAAUCCAACAACCAAACCAAUGGCGGAAAACCAAACCCUCACCAUCCGAUUCGGCAUCAUCGGCUGCGCAGAGAUAGCGCGGAAGGUCUCCCGCGGCAUCGCCCUCGCACCCAACGCUACUGUUGUCGCCGUCGCCAGCCGGGAUGUUGAGAAGGCUCGCCGUUUCAUCGCCGUUAAUGCCCUUCCUGAGGACACCGUUGCUCACGGAAGCUACGAGGCGCUUUUGGAUGAUGAGUCCGUAGAUGCGGUGUACUUGCCGCUGCCGACCAGCCUGCACGUCCGGUGGGCGGUAGCGGCGGCGGAGAAAGGGAAGCAUGUGUUGCUGGAGAAGCCGACGGCGCUUUGCGUGGCGGAUCUAGAUGGGAUUUUGGGAGCUUGCGAGGCGAAUGGUGUGCAGUUCAUGGAUUCCACCAUGUGGAUGCAUCAUCCGAGGACGGCCAAAAUGAAGGAACUCUUAUCCAACUCCGACCUAUUCGGGCAACUCAGAUCAAUAAAUAGCAUAUUCACAUUCAGUGCUAACCAAGAGUUCCUGAAGAACGACAUUAGGGUGAAACCAGACCUUGAUGCACUUGGAGCUCUCGGAGAUUUAGGAUGGUACUGCAUUCGAGCUAUCUUAUGGGCAGUUGACUACGAACUACCAAAGACGGCUGUUGCGCUCCGAGGAUCUGUUCUCAAUGAAGUUGGUGUGAUCAUGGCAUGUGGCUCUUCUCUCAUCUGGGAAGAUGGAAAGGUUGCCACCUUCCACUGCUCCUUCCUCGGUAAUUUGACAAUGGAACUCUCCGUGUUGGGAUCAAAAGGAACUCUGCAUCUCGGUGAUUUUGUUAUCCCUUAUGAGGAGUCCUCUGCGGCUUUCUCCUUUGCAUCCAACUCCGGCUUUAAGGAGCUUGUGACCGGGUGGAACCCACUGCCGAGCAAGCAUGUUGUCAUGACAGAGCUUCCACAGGAGACUCGUAUGGUGGGAGAGUUUGCCAGGCUGGUGAGCAGCAUCAAGAGUUCUGGUUCUAAGCCUGAAAGCAGCUGGCCUGCUAAAACUAGGAAGACGCAGCUUGUGCUGGAUGCCGUUAAAGCUUCAAUUGAUAAGGGCUUUGAGCCUGUUGAGAUCGGCAGUUGAUUUGUCAUGUAGAACUCCUUUGAAUCUCAUCUUGAAGGUUUCCCAGUUUGAAUGUAUUUCCCUCGCAGCAGACUUGCUCUGUAAUUUGUGCUUGACAAAAAUAAAAGAUAAGCAUCUCAA
This is a messenger RNA of Dioscorea cayenensis subsp. rotundata (Guinea yam), 1346 nucleotides long. RefSeq lists its product as uncharacterized. Bases 135 to 1226 code for a protein of 363 amino acids. Lineage: Eukaryota; Viridiplantae; Streptophyta; Magnoliopsida; Dioscoreales; Dioscoreaceae. Gene Ontology annotation, molecular function: nucleotide binding. The record is from RefSeq and is a predicted model, not a curated record. The transcript has 2 exons.